GUCUCACUGAUAAAUCUGCGCUCCAAACUCGUGGUCUCCUCUUUAUCGAUUAGUUAUAUCAUUCGGUGCAAUUUAUUUGCAACUCAUUUUUGCUUCGCAGGACGGUUUUUCCCGGUGCUCGUGAAAACUCACACCCCCGUCUUACCGGGCACGAUGGGACAGUCCGUUUCACACGUGGUAUGAGGUGGAAGGAAACCAGUAUGUUAUGGAGAUGUUUGUGCCGUUUCUCUCCUCAGUAAUCGAGCAAAAAGCUUUUAGUUUUUAUAAUCCUUAAGCGUCGGGCGGGGAGUUUGAAAUCUAUUCACUUAUCGCGCCGCUGUAGUAGGAUAUGGCAUCUGUUUAGGGUUGAAAUAGUACACAAACAGGCGGCUUAGAUUAGCUACAUAUCUACUGAGCUUUAGAGCCAGGACGCGUUUUGAAGUAGUACACAAACUAUCUAUCUAUCUAUCUAUCUAUCUAUCUAUCUAUCUAUCUAUCUAUCUAUCUAUCUAUCUGUCUAUCUGUCUGUCUGUCUGUCUGUCUGUCUGUCUGUCUGUCUACCCAGCUUUAGAGCCAGGACGCAGUUGCAGCUUUUUACAUUCUGAUCUUUAGGCCUUUUCACAGUGAUAGCAGCAGGAUGACGGGGAAUCAAUAUAUCUUUCAAGUAUCUGGAAUCAAGACUCUCCAAAUGAAAGGAGAGCUGCUUCAAGGCAUUAAGCGUUUAGGUGGAAAGUACCUAGGAGGCUCUAAAUACAAAGAGGAAAUAACUCAUCUUGUAGUUAUUAAUCCUUUAGCCAGCGAGAAGUUCAUCGCAGCAUGUGCUGGAGGGAAGUGGAUAGUGACUCCGAAGUAUGUGCUGGACAGCGCGGAGCAUGGGGCGUGGCUCCCGGAAGCGUCCUAUGAGCUAGACCUCAUGGCUAAUAAGGCUCAUGGGUUUACGAACCCUCUUCUGAGAUGGAGGGAGAACAUCUGCAGUGGCACCAUGAGCGGCGCCUUUCAGGGGUGGGUUGUGCGGCUUGAGCUUGACGAUCCUGCUAGGAAGGGCAUGUUUGAAAGGAUACUGAGAGCAGGGAAAGCUAUGCUUUGGACUGACGAGUCCAACACGCAAGCUGUUACACAUGUGUUUACAAAAGAUAGGACCAAGACUUCAACAUGUCUCCCUACGCCUUACCACACUGUCAGCUACAUCGCUGAACAUCUCUUUGGGCCUGUUUGCUCCAGUUUGGACUGGUCCAUUAACGUGGACACGCUAAGCUACAGUGCCAGCUCUGUACAAACACAGACGCCCCGUGCCACCUCUGAGAAAACAGAGGACGAACCUACAGAUGACGAUGAUCACUUGAUUCUCCUCGAACUGGAGGAAAAACUCAAAAGCUACAUUACAAAAAUGGAGCUGCAGCGGAGGGUACUGCUGAAAGUCCCUGAGCUGUUCCGCUACUACACGCCGGCCCUUCCAGCUCAGGUCACCGCGGUGGAUUUCAGUAACGUCUGCAGCUUGGUGGAGUGCGGCCUCUUCCCCCAGGCUCUGGAGGAGGUUCAGGGCUCCCUGAAGCCUGGCCUGCUUCCUCCAGCCCUGCUGGUGCAGGCCUGCAUGCAGCACGCCCUCCAAGCGGAGGUCCAGCCGUACUACCUCAGUGUGUUCAGCAGUGUCCUGAACGACAUACUGCGGAAUAACCCCACCUGGGGCAGUCCUAAGAGAGUGGCCUAUUUCCUCCAGAUCCUGCAGUGUCCACAGUGUAAGAACUCCGCAUGGUCACUGCUUCAGACGUCGGUCAGGUUUUGCAUGGCGAGCACAGACACUUGCCACCCGCAGCCUAGCCAUGCCCCUACGGAGCUGCGCCGUUUCCACAGCAACCUGCAGGCGUUCUUCCUCCUGCUCUUUCGGCUGGAGCUCCAUGCCGCUGGCUCAGGUCGCAGGGCGGAAGGCUCGCGGGCGUCCGUGCUCAGCAGUGCUUUCUGGACCGUGUGGGAGAAGUCAACGCUGAGCUCCAGGGCCAUGCAGCAGCUGGCCAAGCUGCUCGUGGAGGCCUCGCUCUGGGCUCUCCACUCCAACCAGGAGUGGAGACUGAGAGUGCUGGCCACCCUGCAAGAGAUCCUGGCCGUGACCGUGGAAUACUGGGCCCAGGAGAACAGUGAGCUCAACGGCCGUCUGGUGGAGAAAGGCUUCCAGGACUUGGCCGAGUACAUGGCCAUCCUGUGCCAAGACCUCCGUUUGGACUGUCUGCAGGAGCUGGUUCCUGGCCUCGCCUCCCCGCGGCUGAGGAUGUUCACUGCUGAUGCCUUAUACAGGAACCUCAGCUGCAGGACGGGCGUGUCUCUCCGGCCUGAGCCGCUCUCCCUGCUCAAGAUCGUCUCCUCCUAUCUGAAAACCCUAGGGCGUCUGUGUGGAUGUAAACACGAGCAGACCCUCGAGACCAGGCCAGAGACAAGCUCCUCCACUGGCUCAGACAGCCUAUUGUCAGGCGUAGAAGAGAGACAGCAUGUGGGUGUUUCAAGCUUUGGGAAGGAGAACCUCCCAAGAGGUUUCCACCGAGUCAAUGCUGCAGGGGAGACACUCCUCCAUCGAGCCUGCAAGAGGAACCAGGUGAAAACUGUGCUUUGCGUCCUCAGCCUGCCCGGAACGGACGUCAACGUUAAAGACUAUGCUGGCUGGACACCCCUGCACGAAGCCUGUAACCAUGGCAGCAUUGAGUGUGUGCAUGCCCUUCUCCAGCACUGCCCAGGCCUCCAGCUGGACAGCCAGGUAGAGGGCGUGAGCCCUCUGCAUGACGCGCUGGUCAACCAGCACACACACAUCGCCAAAAUGCUCCUCCGCCAUGCAGGUUCGGCACUGUUGCAGGUGCGUGACAAUUACGGCCGCACCCCUCUGGACCUGGCCCCGUCGCCAGAGGUGCGGGAGGAGCUCCGACGCUGUGCGUGCGAGGGUGACAGCCGGGAGUCCCUGGAGGCACUGGGCACAGACGUGCGAGACCUGAGCCUCAUAGAGACCUGCUCAUGCCUUCUCAGCUCCCUCCUCCUCUCCUACCUCCAGGAGCACCACAUCCUCUCCUGCGACGCCCCAGACCCACCCCUGGACCUCGGCCCAUCCAAAGCCCGGGCGCUGAUGAGCUUAAACCCCGGGGUAGUGGCCUCUCUCUGGGGAGACUCGGAGGCAGUCUCCCUGGCCAAGGACCUGAGGACUCUGAUGAACAUGGAGCUGUAUGUGCCACAUGCUAGCCCAGCACUAAGGCAGUGCCAGGGUCCACACACUAGCCUGUUCCUGCACCUGCUGUUCGACUUGCAGGAUGAGGGGUCCGCGCUGCGGAGCGGACAGCCUGUCCAGACCCUAACCAGUCUGCCCUCAGCUGGGCCGCUUUCUUAAAGGUCUUAAUCCAUGAUGAUGAUGAUUGUUGUUGUUAAUAUACAGUUCAUAUUGUCAUUAAUAAACAAGUCUACUUUUUUUACACGCUGACCUUGAAUGUUUUGGAAGUCAAAUACUUUUUGAAUCACAUCUGGAGGUCUACUUUUUUCAUUUUGUUACGUAAUGGUGUUAGUUAUGAAUGUAAAUUAGUUGUGUAAUAUAAUGAAGCUGGUUAAAGCAGCUCAUCAUCUUUGUAUUCAUCAGACUGUAUUUGGUUUUUCUGUUCAUGAGGUUCUUUAUUAAAGAAUAAAACAACUCAGUGCAGAGUGUGAGCCUGUA
Molecule: messenger RNA, 3658 nt
Organism: Electrophorus electricus (electric eel)
Lineage: Eukaryota; Metazoa; Chordata; Actinopteri; Gymnotiformes; Gymnotidae
Gene: slf1
Product: SMC5/6 complex localization factor 1
Biological process (GO): positive regulation of double-strand break repair; protein localization to site of double-strand break; DNA damage response
Cellular component (GO): site of double-strand break; nucleus
Molecular function (GO): protein binding
Source: RefSeq, a predicted model, not a curated record